Messenger RNA from Manacus vitellinus (golden-collared manakin), 2737 nucleotides. RefSeq names its product gamma-aminobutyric acid type B receptor subunit 1 (gene GABBR1). Gene Ontology annotation, biological process: G protein-coupled receptor signaling pathway; gamma-aminobutyric acid signaling pathway. The record is from RefSeq and is a predicted model, not a curated record. NCBI's taxonomy places the organism in Eukaryota, Metazoa, Chordata, Aves, Passeriformes, Pipridae. Gene Ontology annotation, cellular component: membrane; G protein-coupled receptor heterodimeric complex. Gene Ontology annotation, molecular function: G protein-coupled GABA receptor activity. The transcript has 9 exons.
AUGGAGGGAUGGACAUGGUCAGCUGGAGGUGGCUGGAGACGCUGGAGAUGGACGGACGGACCCCCCCAGGUGUACAAGGAGAAGCUCUACGGCAAGAAGUACGUGUGGUUCCUGAUUGGCUGGUACGCCGACAACUGGUUCCGCAUCAAGGACCCCGCCAUCAACUGCACCGAGGCCGAGAUGGCCGAGGCCGUGGAGGGGCACGUCACCACCGAGAUCGUGAUGCUCAACCCCGAGAACACCAGGAGCAUCUCCAACAUGACGUCGCAGGAGUUCAUCGAGAAGCUCCAGAAGAGGCUGGGGAAGAACCCCGAGGAGACCGGGGGGUUCCAGGAGGCCCCCCUGGCCUACGACGCCAUCUGGGCCUUGGCCCUGGCCCUCAACAAGACCUCGGCCGAGCUGGUCAAGAAGGGCUUGAGGUUGGAGGACUUCAACUACAACAACAAGAACAUCACGGACGAGAUCUACCGGGCCCUCAACUCCUCGGCCUUCGAGGGCGUCUCGGUGCGGCCCGGGGGGUCCCCGAGCUUCCCCGGGGGAUUUGGGGACACCCCCCUGUGUCAGGAUUUGGGGACACCUCCCCAAAUGGAGAAAACCAGGGAAAAUGGGGAAAACAGAAAGAGACUGGGGAAAAACCCAGGAGAAAAACAGGGAAAAACCAGGAAAAAUGGGUUGGAGGUCCCCAGUGGAAUGUCCUGGCCCUUUCCCUGCAGGUACAUCCAGAAUUCCCAGCCCUACCUGAACAACAUGACGGCCGUGGGCUGCACCCUGGCGCUCGCCGCCGUGUUCCCACUGGGACUGGACGGAUACCACAUCGGCCCCGGGAUGUUCCCCUUCGUCUGCCAGGCCCGGCUUUGGCUCUUAGGCCUGGGCUUUAGCCUGGCCUACGGCAGCAUGUUCACCAAGAUCUGGUGGGUCCACACCGUCUUCACCAAGAAGGAGGAGAAGAAGGAGAAGAGGAAGACUCUGGAGCCCUGGAAACUCUACGCCACCGUGGGGCUGCUGGUGGGGCUGGACGUGGUGACCUUGGUCGUGUGGCAGAUCGUGGACCCCCUGCACCGAACCAUCGAGUGAGGUUCUGGGGUCCCUGUUUGACCCCCCAAUCCCAUUUCCCCCCCCCUUUUUCCAGGGAUUUUUUAUGGGUUCAAGGGUCUCCUGCUCCUCCUCGGGAUCUUCUUGGCCUACGAGACCAAGAGCGUCUCCACCGAGAAGAUCAACGACCACCGUGCCGUCGGCAUGGCCAUCUACAACGUGGCGGUGCUUUGCCUCAUCACGGCGCCGGUGACGAUGAUCCUGAGCAGCCAACAGGACGCCGCCUUCGCCUUCGCGGCGCUGGCCGUCGUCUUCUCGUCCUACAUCACCCUCGUCGUGCUCUUCGUGCCCAAGAUGCGGCGCCUGAUCACGCGGGGGGAGUGGCAGUCGGAGCAGCAGGACACCAUGAAAACGGGAUCCUCCACCAACAACAACGAGGAGGAGAAAUCCCGGCUCCUGGAGAAGGAGAACCGGGAGCUGGAGAAGAUCAUCGCCGAGAAGGAAGAGCGGGUGUCGGAGCUCCGGCAGCAGCUCCAGGACCGGCAGCAGCUCCGCUCCCGCCGCCGCCCGUCCAACCCCUCCCGGGAGAACGGCGACAACAACCACUUCCCGCCGGGAUCGGGGGGAGCCCCCGCGGCCCCCCCGGGCGGGGGAGGGGGGACGGGACCCCCCUUCUACCAACCCAACCUGCCCCUGGUGCGCUGCCUCGUGUCCGAGCAGGCGGAGAAGUUGGGACGCGGGAAUUGCGACGGGAGCCGCGUCCACCUCCUCUACAAGUGACCCCGCCCCGGGGGCGGGGCUUGGACCGGGGGCGGGGCCUCUUUGACCAAUUAUUAAUGAGGUUUUUGGGAUAAUUGUGCUGGUUUGGGGUGUUCUCCACCUUUCCCGGGGUUCCAGGUGUUUCCUGGGAUCAGGUGGAAAAGCGGCGUGGGAGGGGCUUAAAUAAGGGGUGGGGCUUAAAUAAAGAGGGAGGAGCAGGAGAUGAGUUGGAAAAGUGGGAAGACCCCCCAAAAUUCCCCAAGGGUUGUCCUGAUCUCCUCUACAGUCAAUGCCCAGUUAUCCCAGAAAUCCCACAGCAUUCCCAUAAUCCUACAGUUAUCCCAUACAACCUACAGUUAUCCCAAAAACCUGACAAUCAUCCCCAGACCCCCUCAAGUUAUCCCAAACACCUCACAGUUAUCCCAAAAAUCCUACAGUGAUCCCAUAAAUCCCACAGCAUUCCCAGAAAUCCCACAGUGAUCCCAUAAAUCCCACACUCAUCCCAAAACCCCCAGUGAUCCCACAAAUCCUACUCAUCCCACACCACUCCUGGUGCCUUCCCACCCCCUCUCCACCCGUAGCAAUUCCCAUCCCUCCCCCUCUUCCCCAUCCCAGGAAUCCCCAUAAUCCCCUGUAGCUCCCUGACCCUGGGAUCCCAUUCCAGGGUUGUAUCCCAUGGGAAUUCCCUGGGAAUCCCCAAAGUUUUAGGUCCGGGCUUUGUCUCCAAGCCCGGCUUUGAAUCCACGCAGGGUGUUGUUCCCAAUCCCUCGGGAAUGGGACGGAUCCAGAGGGCGGGUUUUUGGGAUGGGGGUGGAUCCAGUGGGAUCAUCUGGAUGGAAUUCCACGUGUCCAGAGAAUUCCCGAAUUCCCAGACUGUUGUAUCCGGGUCCGGCCCCUCCUGUACAGCCGCACUUUACUGGGAAAACCGGACUCUUUUCCUUCUUCC